Dovyalis caffra is the source of this 561-nucleotide messenger RNA. The record is from the annotation of a GenBank genome assembly. NCBI's taxonomy places the organism in Eukaryota, Viridiplantae, Streptophyta, Magnoliopsida, Malpighiales, Salicaceae.
AUGGGUGAGGAAGAGGUGGAGGUGGCUGCUGGUGCUUUUGAUUCUGGUGCCAACCCCAUUCAUGUUCUUGUUGUUGAUGACUCCUUUGUUGACAGGAAAAUCGUUGAGAAGCUACUAAAAAAAAUCUCCUUUAAAGUUACCAGUGUGGAUAGUGGAAAGAAGGCAAUGGAGGUUCUUGGAUUUAGUGAAGAAAAAGUGGAUAAAACUUGUAUUAACGACCAAAAGAUUGACUUAAUCCUUACUGACUAUUGUAUGCCCGAGAUGAACGGUUAUGAUCUUCUUAUGGCCGUGAAGGAGCACAACAAUAUGAAAUCCAUUCCUGUUGUGAUAAUGUCAUCUGAGUACAAUCCGCAACGAAUCAGCAGGUGUCUUGCAGAUGGCGCUGAAGAUUUUCUGUCAAAACCUCUUCAACCAGAAGGCUUGCAGAAGUUGAAAAGUUAUGUUAGGGCAAUACCACCUGGGCCCAAAACAGCUGCAAAAAGAAAAGUUAUACCUGACUUCAUACCGGAAAGUAAUAAAGUGGAAAGACGGCCUUUCCACUCUGGAGUUGCUGUUGCUUAA